This is a messenger RNA of Diorhabda carinulata, 1429 nucleotides long. It is a transcript of the gene Task6, whose product is annotated as two pore potassium channel protein sup-9. Gene Ontology annotation, molecular function: potassium ion leak channel activity. Bases 258 to 1346 code for a protein of 362 amino acids. NCBI's taxonomy places the organism in Eukaryota, Metazoa, Arthropoda, Insecta, Coleoptera, Chrysomelidae. Gene Ontology annotation, cellular component: membrane. The record is from RefSeq and is a predicted model, not a curated record. Gene Ontology annotation, biological process: stabilization of membrane potential; potassium ion transmembrane transport. The transcript has 7 exons.
AUAUAUUUGUAAACGAUUUUGUUGAAGGUGUUCUUUUCAUAUACAAAUAAGUAGUUUUUUAUUUGAAAGAUGUUCAGAGCUCGAUUUGGAAUAUUUGUUUGUGUUUAAUCAACGUAAAUAAUAAUUCGACUUCAUCUUUGGGACCCUGUCCUCAAUAUUUUGCCGAGGAGGUGAAAUGUGGAUAAGAAAAAGGGAGCGCCUGGGGGGCAGCUAGCGACGUGGGAACCCCCCGGCGCCAGCAUGACGCGCGUUAAAGAAUGAAGAAGCAAAACGUUCGCACCUUAUCUCUAAUCGUUUGCACGUUCACUUACCUUCUUAUUGGCGCAGCUGUCUUCGAUGCUUUAGAAUCCAAAACAGAGAGCCAGAGAAAAGUAUUUUUACAAGAGGUACAAAGUAUUACAAGGACAAAAUAUAAUAUCAGCAACGAAGAUUACAGAAUAUUGGAAACGGUCGUAUUGAAGUCUGAACCUCACAGAGCCGGUCGACAGUGGAAAUUUACUGGAGCGUUCUACUACGCUACUACAGUUCUGACGACCAUCGGUUACGGUCAUUCUACACCCAGCACUAUUUACGGAAAGUUAUUUACGAUGUUCUAUGCGAUUAUUGGCAUUCCCUUGGGAUUGGUGAUGUUCCAGAGUAUUGGGGAAAGGGUCAAUAAACUAAGCAGUGUGAUCAUACGAUCUGUGAAAUCUUCUCUUCACUGCCGGCAGACAAAUGCAUCAGAGCUAGACCUUAUUUGCGUAGUUACUUUUUUAAGUUCAUUAACAAUAGCAGGAGGAGCUGCCGCAUUCUCAAGAUACGAAGGAUGGAGUUACUUCGACUCUGUUUAUUACUGCUUUAUCACCUUGACCACAAUUGGAUUCGGUGAUAUGGUGGCACUUCAGAAGGAUAAUGCCCUUAGUGAGAAACCCGAAUAUGUUGUGUUUGCACUGAUUUUCAUCCUUUUUGGCUUAGCCAUAGUUGCGGCUUCAUUGAAUUUGUUGGUUCUUAGAUUUGUGACAAUGAAUACCGAAGACGAAAGGAGAGAUGAAGCUCAAGCCAUUCAGGCAUUAGCUGGAGCAGUUAGGUUGGAAGGAGAUGUGAUAACAGCGAAUGGCUCCAUAUUAAGUGGUCAAAUAGGAUACCAUUGUACAGAGACGACAUCUUUGGAUGGUAACGAAAACUCAGUGUGUUCGUGUCCAUGCGGAUGCAUUCCAACAAAUAAUAAACAAAGAUUUAAAAUACGAAGAUCAUCAUUACAAAUGAAACAUCUACUUCCUGUUAUUCCGAUGAAUGAGCUUCAUCCCCCGAAAGGUCCAGGACUACCACCUCCAGCAAUAUAUCCGAAUCACAGAGCUUCGAUAUAACAUUAUUUCGAAAGGUUUAUAAGCCUACAUUAAUCAUUGUGAUAUAGUAACUGAACUACAAUCGAUUAAUUAAUAAGAUUUGG